GUAAUGUCUGCAAAUUCUGGUCAAGUAAUAUUGGGGCCAACAACAAAACAUGCAAGUACUGGCACGAAUACUGCUCCUCUUGUACUUCCACAAUAUCAUGGUACCUCAGCAUCCCAAAAUAUGGUGCAGAUGUCAAAUACUGGAGCACAUUGUUCAACUGAUUUGCCGAGUCCAAAUGACCAAACUGGACCGCAUUUGCUACAAGUGGCAUCUGCUCAGCAUCCAACAAGUUCUGAUGCAUGUGCCACGAUCACACAGUGUUUGAUGAUGUACCAAACGGGACGUGAUGAAGAAUUUAAUCGCAAGGCGAUUGAAAGUUUAAUCAAAAAACUAAAAGACAAGCGUGAUGAGUUAGAUGCUUUGAUUACUGCCGUAACAUCCUAUGGAAAAGUUUCUUCAAAAUGUAUCACCAUUCAGCGCACUUUAGAUGGGAGACUACAGGUUGCUGGAAGAAAAGGCUUUCCACAUGUAGUUUAUGCGCGGAUUUGGAGAUGGCCAGAUUUGCUUAAGAACGAGCUAAAGCAUUUAUCAGUAUGUCAAUGCGCAUUUGAUCUCAAAUGUGACUUGGUUUGCGUUAAUCCGUAUCAUUACGAUCGUAUUGUCCCUCCUGGUAUCGGAACAAUUGAUUUGUCAAAUUUGAAAAUUGAACAUCGUUCCUCUCCGUCUCAAGAUGAUUCAAAAUUGCUAUUUUCAGGAACUGUAGGAAACAACAAUAAUUUACCCAAUUAUAGGAACUCAGGACGUAGGGAUAGUGAUGGAUGGACUACGGAUUCACCUGCCUAUUCAUCAGCACUAGAUGCUUCUGAUAUUACAAAAACAAGUAAUGACAUCUUUCAAGAAACUGUUUUCAAUAUAGUCUUUUUAACUCUACGCAAAAAAUUCACAACAAGAUUCAUUUUUAUUAAAGAAACUAGAACAGUAUCUGUUGGUGAGCAAAAUCCGUUUUGUGCUUCGGAUAUUCAUGCAUCAGCAAAUCAUUCUGCAUGGAGUAUCAGUGAUCAUAAUGUGUCUUCAUUAGUUACUGUCCCAUCGCAGAUUUCUGCAUCAGCAGGAGGAGUAAAUAGCGUGUCAUUCGCAGCUAAUUCUGUGCAGUCAUCAAAUAUCUUCUCAACUCAGCCUGCCGCAGUAAUGCUAAAUUCAUCAUUACAAGUGUCUCCUUCAUCAGCAUUAUGUGGUUCUCGAGUUCCUCGCCAUUCAGAAUCUAGGAUUCGGGGUAGAGCCGAACCUGUUUUGCUCAGUCCACAUCCUGCAAACUGGUGCGUUAUUUCUUAUUAUGAGUUCAAUACCAAAGUUGGUGAAACAUUUGCUGAAAGUGCACCAGCGGUUUAUAUUGACGGAGGAGUUGAUCCAUCAGCUCCUGGUCGUUUCUGCUUAGGAUCUCUUUCAAAUGUUCAACGUACUGAUGAGAGUGAGCGGUGCAGAAAACAUAUUGGUCGUGGUAUUCGACUUGACGUUAAAGGAGAAGGAGACGUCUGGCUGACUUGUUUGUCAGAUCGGCCUGUUUUUGUUCAGAGUUCCUAUCUUGAUCGUGAAGCUGGACGAGUUCCAGGAGAUGCCGUCCACAAAAUUUAUUCUCAAGCAACGUUGAAAGUUUUUGAUCUUCGUCAGUGUUAUCAUUUAUUACGGCAACAAAACAUGUACCAGUUAAUAGCAACUGAAGUAUUGAAUGGUCCUGCUCAAAAUUCUAGAAACCCAUUAAUUGGAAUAAAUAAAGAAUCAACCGAACUUGUUGGUCGAUUAAGCCAAGCAGCGAACGUUGGUGUUGACGAAUUGCGGAACUUGUGCUCAUUAGCUGUAUCUUUUGUUAAAGGAUGGGGCUCUGAUUAUGAUCGUAAAUCUAUCAAAGAAACACCAUGUUGGAUUGAAGUCCAAAUAAACAGAGCCCUUCAACUGCUUGAUGAAGUUCUUCAUAAUCCAACGCUAAACAGUUUUUCUAAUACUCAGUAA
Molecule: messenger RNA, 1947 nt
Organism: Thelazia callipaeda (thelaziosis nematode)
Lineage: Eukaryota; Metazoa; Nematoda; Chromadorea; Rhabditida; Thelaziidae
Source: the annotation of a GenBank genome assembly